This is a messenger RNA of Fragaria vesca subsp. vesca, 1764 nucleotides long. RefSeq names its product DEAD-box ATP-dependent RNA helicase 56-like. The transcript has 12 exons. NCBI's taxonomy places the organism in Eukaryota, Viridiplantae, Streptophyta, Magnoliopsida, Rosales, Rosaceae. Gene Ontology annotation, molecular function: RNA helicase activity; RNA binding; ATP binding. The record is from RefSeq and is a predicted model, not a curated record. Bases 282 to 1568 code for a protein of 428 amino acids.
ACCGAACAUAAGUUAGUAUAUUGCUACAACUUGGCCCACACGAGGACAUGACACCAGGGCAACUGAAGAGGCUAAUUUGGUAUGUUCAAAUAUCCCAUUCGUGAGCGCCCCUAUAUCUCCUCUCCCAACUCCCCAACUCUCUUUCUCCCUGAAACCCUAGAUCCAUUCCCUCCCUUCUUCUCCCCGCAAAUUUUAUCUUCUUUUUAUUUUAAUUUCACAGAGGCUUUGACACUUUGGCAUCUCAAUCUCUCUCUCGCUCUCAGUUCAAUCUCAAAGGAAGGAUGGGUGAAAUCAGAGACAACGAUGGGUACGAGGAAGAGCUCGUCGACUACGACGAGGAAGAGCAAAACGCCCCCAACUCCGUCUCCGGCAAACCCAAUGGCGAAUCCGUGAAAAAGGGCUAUGUCGGCAUCCAUAGUUCGGGAUUCAGAGACUUCCUGUUGAAACCAGAGCUGCUUCGAGCGAUUGUGGAUUCUGGAUUCGAACAUCCAUCUGAAGUUCAACACGAGUGCAUCCCUCAAGCUAUUUUAGGAAUGGAUGUUCUUUGCCAAGCGAAAUCUGGGAUGGGAAAAACUGCAGUCUUUGUUCUGUCAACUCUUCAGCAAAUAGAACCGGUUGCUGGUCAAGUUGCUGCUCUCAUUCUUUGCCACACAAGAGAAUUGGCUUACCAGAUUUGUCAUGAAUUUGAGAGGUUUAGUACUUACUUGCCGGAGCUAAAAGUUGCCGUCUUCUAUGGAGGUGUAAGUAUUAAGGUUCACAGAGAUUUGCUGAAAAAUGAAUGCCCUCAUAUUGUUGUGGGAACACCUGGGAGAGUGUUGGCUCUGGCGAGAGAUAAAGAGCUUGGACUGAAGAAUGUGAGGCAUUUUAUUCUUGAUGAAUGCGACAAGAUGCUUGAAUCACUUGAUAUGAGGAGAGAUGUGCAGAUGAUCUUCAAGUUGACUCCUCAUGACAAGCAAGUGAUGAUGUUUUCUGCAACACUAAGCAAGGAGAUCCGCCCUGUCUGCAAGAAAUUUAUGCAAGAUCCGAUGGAGAUUUAUGUUGAUGAUGAAGCGAAGUUGACGCUUCAUGGUCUCGUGCAGCAUUACAUCAAAUUGAGCGAAUCUGAGAAGAACCGCAAGCUGACCGACCUUCUAGAUGCAUUGGAUUUCAAUCAAGUUGUUAUUUUUGUAAAAAGUGUGAGCAGAGCAGCUGAGUUGAACAAGUUACUUGCUGACUGUAAUUUCCCCUCUAUCUGCAUUCAUUCUGGAAUGCCACAGGAAGAAAGGUUGAAAAGGUACAAGAAUUUCAAGGAGGGCCUUUCAAGGAUACUUGUGGCAACAGACUUAGUAGGAAGAGGAAUUGACAUUGAACGUGUUAACAUUGUUAUCAACUAUGACAUGCCAGAUUCUGCUGAUACCUACCUACACAGGGUUGGUAGAGCCGGAAGGUUUGGUACUAAAGGGUUGGCAAUAACAUUUGUCUCAUCCUCAGCUGACUCUGAUGUACUUAAUCAGGUCCAGUCAAGGUUUGAAGUGGACAUAAAGGAGCUCCCAGAGCAAAUUGAUACUUCUACAUACAUGCAAGUAUGAUCUACUUUUGAAGGAUGGUGGACUCUGGAUCUUGUGGCUGCUGCUAGUUUUGGUUAAUAGCAGUAAAGGAAUGUAGAAUAUCAUUUUCCUUCCAUCUGCUCUAGAGUAUUAGCAUGAGAAUUUGUAUGCUUAUGAUAUUAAUAACUCCAAAUAUUUUUGCUUUAAAAGUGAUUAUUGUCUUGUUAUCCCUUACAUC